This is a messenger RNA of Propithecus coquereli (Coquerel's sifaka), 3324 nucleotides long. RefSeq names its product solute carrier family 1 (neuronal/epithelial high affinity glutamate transporter, system Xag), member 1 (gene SLC1A1). Gene Ontology annotation, biological process: L-glutamate transmembrane transport. Gene Ontology annotation, cellular component: plasma membrane. Gene Ontology annotation, molecular function: L-glutamate transmembrane transporter activity; glutamate:sodium symporter activity; L-cysteine transmembrane transporter activity. The transcript is spliced from 12 exons. The record is from RefSeq and is a predicted model, not a curated record. Lineage: Eukaryota; Metazoa; Chordata; Mammalia; Primates; Indriidae. The coding region runs from base 6 to 1580 and encodes 524 amino acids.
CCGCCAUGGGGAAGCCGGCGAGGAAGCGAUGUGACUGCAAGCGCUUCCUGAAGAAUAACUGGCUGCUGCUCUCCACCGUGGCCGCGGUGGUGUUAGGCAUUGCCACAGGAGUCUUGGUUCGAGAACACAGCAAGCUGUCAAAUUUGGAGAAAUUCUACUUUGCUUUUCCUGGAGAAAUUCUAAUGAGGAUGCUGAAACUCAUCAUUUUGCCAUUAAUUAUAUCCAGCAUGAUUACAGGUGUUGCUGCGCUGGAUUCCAGUGUAUCUGGAAAAAUCGGUCUGCGUGCCGUCGUGUAUUAUUUCUGUACCACUGCCAUUGCUGUAAUUCUAGGUAUUAUACUGGUGAUGACUAUCAAGCCUGGCGUCACCCAGAAGGUGACUGAAAUUGACAGGACUGGCAACACUCCUGAAGUCAGCACAGUGGAUGCCAUGUUAGACCUCAUCAGGAAUAUGUUUCCUGAGAACCUCGUCCAAGCCUGUUUUCAGCAGUACAAAACCCAGCGUGAAGAAGUGAAUGCUGACAGUGAUCCAGAGACAAACGUGACAGAGGAGUCCUUCACAGCCAUCAUGACAACUGCUAUUUCCAAGAACAAAACAAAGGACUACGAAAUUGUAGGCGCGUAUUCAGAUGGCAUAAAUGUCCUGGGCUUAAUUGUCUUUUGCCUUGUCUUUGGACUUGUCAUUGGAAACAUGGGAGAAAAGGGACAGAUUCUGGUGGAUUUCUUCAAUGCUUUGAGUGAUGCUACCAUGAAAAUCGUUCAGAUCAUUAUGUGUUACAUGCCUCUCGGUAUUUUGUUCCUGAUUGCCGGGAAGAUCAUAGAAGUUGAAGACUGGGAAAUAUUCCGCAAGCUGGGCCUUUACAUGGCCACAGUCCUGAGUGGGCUUGCAAUCCACUCCAUUGUGAUUCUCCCGCUGAUAUAUUUCAUCGUCGUAAGAAAGAACCCCUUCCAAUUUGCCAUGGGAAUGGCCCAGGCUCUCCUGACGGCUCUCAUGAUCUCUUCCAGUUCAGCAACACUGCCUGUCACCUUCCGCUGUGCUGAAGAAAACAACCGUGUGGACAAGAGGAUCACUAGAUUUGUGUUACCCGUCGGCGCCACAAUCAACAUGGAUGGGACUGCGCUCUAUGAAGCUGUGGCAGCUGUGUUCAUUGCACAGCUGAAUGACUUGGACCUGGGCAUUGGGCAGAUCAUCACCAUCAGUGUCACAGCCACAGCUGCCAGCAUUGGAGCUGCUGGUGUGCCCCAGGCUGGUCUGGUGACCAUGGUGAUCGUGCUGAGUGCCGUGGGCCUGCCCGCUGAGGAUGUCACCCUGAUCAUCGCUGUCGACUGGCUCCUGGACCGGUUCAGGACCAUGGUCAACGUCCUUGGUGAUGCUUUUGGGACGGGCAUCGUGGAAAAGCUCUCAAAGAAGGAGCUGGAGCAGAUGGAUGUUUCAUCUGAAGUCAACAUCGUGAACCCCUUUGCCUUGGAAUCAACAGUCCUCGAUAAUGAAGACUCAGACACCAAGAAGUCCUAUGUCAACGGAGGCUUUGCUGUAGACAAGUCUGACACCAUCUCAUUCACCCAGACCUCACAGUUCUAGAGCCCCUGGCUUCAGAUGACCAGGAAUGAUGAAGGACAUCUCCAUGAGGGUCAUCUUAUAGCGAAUUCAAACAUUAAUUAAGGAAAAGAAAAACACUAAUGUCCAGUUGUACAUUUGAUUUGAUAGACCUCCAGAUUAUUUUCUAUAUUUGGAUUCACAGCCUUUGCUCUCCAGGUUUUGGGAUUUGAGGGUGGGAUAAGAUGAAAGGAAAUUGAUUAAAAGGAAAGUUGUAUUAUCUGGUUUUAACAAUUCUAUGAGACAAAGUUUGGAAGUAUAUAAAGUAAUAAUUGUUGGAAUUACUAAUGGAUAUGGAAGAGAAAUUACUUUCUCAUGCACAGACCAUUGUUUUGGAUUUUUAAAAAAAAUAUCCUGUCGUUGGUUACAAAUUUUUACUCAGGCUUUCUAUUGGCAUGGAUUUCCUUUGUCCUCUCACUUUUUUAUAGAUUAUAAUGCAUCUAAAAAUCUCCUCCCCAGUUAAUGUGCCAAAUUGUUCAUUUUGAACUCAUCUUCAGCCAAUUUCAGAGAAACUGCUUUGAAAGAAAACAGACCAGCACAGUUCUGCAAUAACAGUUUUAAGAUGGGCAUAGGGUCGGGGGGAAGGGAGAGGGUUCUUUUUUCAAUGUACUGUAUUGGGACGCUGGUAACUGUUAACCCAGUGUUCAGUAUAGAGCUAUAUAUAUGUGUGUGUGUAUAUAUAUAUAUUUAUUAUUUUCAUAUAAUUUGCCAGACAGAGAUCAGAAUUGAACUGUCAAUGUGAAAUAAAGAACUCUCGUGUACUUGAAUAAUAACUACAAUUCCAACCCAGGUCUGUUUCAGGGCUUAUGAGAAUUCCUUUCUCAGGAGCACUACAAUGAGAAAUCAUGUUGUGUGACCCUUUCACAUCUGUGUAUCAUCAGCCCUAAAUGAGAGAUGUAUUAUGGUGACACUCCAAGGUAGCAUAGCCAUUCAUUUACAACUUCCAGAUUCGAGCUGCCUGGAGGGAAUCUAUAUAAGAUUAUAUACAAAGGUGUUGCUCACAAAAGGAUAGAGUGUUCUUUUAUCCAACUGGAAGGCUUCAUUCUUCCAAGUUCAUUCAACCCAUUUAAAGAGGCCAGUAAUUUGCCACCUUUGCGCUUUUAUACCCAUCAGGGCCCAAACAACAGUGGCAAGCUACCAACUAAGUUGUAUUUUAAUAUAGAUUCCAUGGGUUGAACAAGUUACAUUGCAGAAAAAAAAAAAAAAGCUGUCCCUACUCUGGAUCCUUGCAGAGUAAAUCCCACAACAUGAGACAUUGGUUUCAGUGGUUCAGGGGAGAUUAUUCUACUCUACUAUACUUGUCUCCUCCUCCAGAGAGGAAUGUUCUAACUAUUAAUGGUAAUCUUGGCCCUACUCAUUAAAACCCUCUGCUUGUCAUUCUCCUGCUAAUUUAUGAAGAUAGCUUAUUAAAGUCUGUGCUUCAGUUUUCAUCUUGUAAAUAAUGCUUAAUAUAAACUUGUACUUACCCUGAGAUCCAAAAUAGUCAUGUUUCUACAGUAUUGUGUAGCCAACUUAAACCUGUGCUUUUGUAUUUAAGAAACCAGAAAUUGUGCCAAAGAUAGCAGAAAAGUAAAUAAAUGCUCAGUAUUGACCACCUGCACCUGAAAUCUACAACAGAAUGAUACUGAAUUGUCAUGUAACAUCAUAAAUAGUGAGCAGUGAUUCAAUGUGAAUUUUAAAAUGCAGAUAUUGGUAUUAUUUAUAGGAAAUAAAUCUAAAUAUUAAUGAA